Molecule: messenger RNA, 12520 nt
Organism: Porites evermanni
Lineage: Eukaryota; Metazoa; Cnidaria; Anthozoa; Scleractinia; Poritidae
Source: the annotation of a GenBank genome assembly
AUGUCCUUUGAGUGCCAGCAGUGUGGCAAGUAUUUUAGCCAAGCAAGACAGCUAAGGACUCAUGAAAGAGUCCACACUGGGGAAAAGCCUUAUGAAUGUAAUCAGUGUGGGAAGUGCUUUAGUCAAGCAGGACACUUACGUCGUCAUAAGAGGGUUCACACUGGGGAAAAACCUUUUGAAUGUAAACAGUGUGGGAAGCGCUUUAGCCGAGCAGGAGAACUAAAGAAUCAUGAAAGGGUUCACACUGGGGAAAAGCCUUUUGAAUGUAAACAGUGUGGCAAGUGUUUUAGUCAAGCAGGAAACCUAAGGAGUCAUGAAAGAGUUCACACUGGGGAAAAGCCUUUUGAAUGUAAACAGUGUGGCAAGUGCUUCAGUGUAGCACAACACUUAACUCGUCAUAAGAGAGUUCAUACUGGGGAAAAGCCUUUUGAAUGUAACCAGUGCGGCAAAUGUUUUAGCCAAACAGCCCACUUAAGGAUUCAUAAACGAGUUCACACUGGUGAGAAACCUCAUGAAUGUAAACGGUGUGGCAAGUGCUUUAGCACAGCAAGAGACCUAAGGAGUCAUGAAAGAGUUCACACUGGGGAAAAGCCUUUUGAAUGUAAACAGUGUGGGAAGUGCUUUAGUCAAGCAAAAAACCUUCGGAUGCAUGACAGAGUUCACACUGGGGAAAAGCCUUAUGAAUGUAAACAGUGUGGCAAGUUUUUUCACCAAGCAAACACGCUAAGGAAUCAUAAGAGAGUUCACACGGGGGAAAAGCCAUUUGAAUGUAAACAGUGUGGCAAAUGUUUUAGCCAAACAGUUCACCUAAGGAUUCAUAAACGAGUUCACACUGGUGAGAAACCUUAUGAAUGUAAACAGUGUGGUAAGCGUUUUAGCCAAUCAUGGAACCUGAGGACACAUAAACGAGUUCACACUGGUGAGAAACCUUACGAAUGUAAACACUGUGGGAAGUCUUUUAACGAAGCAAGUAGCCUGAGGAAGCAUGAAAGAAUACACACUCUAUUAAAGUCGCGUAAAUUUUCCCAGAAAAACGAGAUUCUGUCUAAACGUUUGGAAUCAUGUAAGCUGAAGAGAGCUGGGGGUAAAAACGUUGAUCUUAGUGCCACAGACUUUACAAACAACUUGGCAACACACAGAGAGACUGGAAACAGUGGCGUAGCAGACCCGCAAUCAGUCAUUAAUGAGAAACACAGCUGUUGGAUUUGUCAAGAGGAGAUGAGUAGUGAGGCUCUUCUUCUUCAACACUAUGAACAUCAUAUGACCUAUGUUUGUGAAGACGACUCUUAAAGUUAAAAUGCGUUUCAGUUCUCGUAAGUUCUUUUCGGUUCUUAGGCAAAAUGUUUCUAGUUUCAACUUGAAACGUUUUUUUUUGGUUUAAAGUUUGUUACUUUCAAACCUGCGAUUCAUUUCAUGCAUACAAUUAUCAGGAACUACAAGUAUGAACGAUAAAAGAACAGUUUACGUGUCUUAAACAAACUAAAACCCAGGUUUUAGCCUCACUUACAGCGGGUUAUAAGUGGUUUGUCUUCUACAUACCAUGUACGGUAAUUAAUAUAACAACUGAAGUAUUUCUGAACCCACAGCUGUAAGAACAUAAUAAAAACAAAACUAUAGCAUAUGGACCAAAGAGGAAAUAAGCAUUCCUUAAAAAAUCUCAUUCCAUGAUUCGUAAAGCGAGAAGUGAUUUAAUAAUGCAUGUCGUUGGAGAACUUUCGUCGAUACUUACCGUAUUUAUUCGAUUAACCGCCCUCGGCGCGUAUUAUUUUUGGACCUUGCGAGUGGGCGCGUAUUCGAGGUGGGCGCUUAUUAAAUUUUCACCAUUUUCAGCAAGUGUAGUAUGUUUAUUUUGCAACAAAACAAAAAAUGCUAAUAACAAAACGCGGAGAAGUGACAAAGCAAGGUUUCUGUAAAAUACUUUGAAGAAAACUCCGUCCUCGGGGAAGUCUCUUAUUAGAAUUUAUUCACUCAAGUGGGUGGGGUGGCGGUGAGCGCUUAUUUGAGUUUGAAUGGGAGGAGAAGAGGGUGGGCGCUUAUUAACUUUUUCUGCCUUUAGGAUGAGCGCUUAUUCGAGGUGGGCGCUAAUUUAAGGUUGGGCGCUUAUUCGAAUAAAUACGGAAAUUUUUUUGAAAGUUUCUUGGAAAAUAGCGCGCGUAAGAAAAAGAAAAACAAAUUGCGCCAUCACCUUCACCUCAGGCUCUCCACAGAGUGCGCGUGCUGCUGUUUCGUGACCUUUUUCCCGACUCCCCCGAACGGACAGCUUGCUUACAAGCAAUAUGAAAGGGGAGGAAUUUCACUGGUUGAAAUAAAAUGAAAGGGCAAAGAAAUCUAUAUCUAUCGUUUCGGACCUUAAAAAGGCCUUAAAGGACUUAGAGAUGCAUUUUAUCGCUCUGAAUACAGGUUGAUUUUCACUGACGCGUUUUUGGCUGCGCACUUUAACGCACGUGAAUAUCAAUCACGUAAAUAAUGUAGAGGCAAGAUAUAAAGUGCUGAGAUUAAACGUGAAGUUGAGCGAUGUUCAACUUUUACGCUUACGAGCGACUGUUCAUGCAUUGCCUCUAUUUUAUUUGCGAACGUAAAUUUUACGCAAGUACGCAAGUAAAAAUUAGGCGGCAGUGGAAAUCAACUCACGUCGAUUUCGUGCGGGUUUAUUGAUAUUAAAAAAACAGUGUAUUUAUUACAGUUUAGUGGGGUGCAGAGUGCUAAACUACAAGGUGUGUAAAAGGGGUACCAAUUGUCAAAAGAAAGUAAUCGAAAUGGGUACCUUUUCUGCAGGGCGGAGCCUCCCGGUGAAAAGAUUUUCUUCAGUAUAUACCUCCCCUCGGGAUUUGACCUUUUUGAAAUCCAAUAGACUGCGUAGUAAGCGUUUCCAAUCGAGUUAUUGCGCAAAAGUUGGAGGGGGAGAAAAAAAAAAUGGAAUGGGGAGGGAAGUUAUACCAACUUUGACAACUUUCUCGGCGAACUCGGCAAGAAGGCUUGAUCCGCAGGAUAGAAUUCCAAUAACUUCUUAUUGGACGAGUCAAAUUGGACUGUUCUGGUGCUGGAUCAGACAGAAGCUUAAGUUCACCAUGUUAUCACAACCUUCGCCACUUUUUUCUUUCAUCAAUCUACGGUUGACCUUUGGAAACGACGAUGAUUAUGGUAAAACGACUUUUACCAGUUAUUGAAGUUAUCUUUGAUUGUCCACUUUUUCUUAUUAAAAAAACCCCUUGUUAUUUAACCAAUAUACUGAGGGGCUUAUAGGUCUAUUUACCAUUUAGUCGCGAAAAAAAAUUGGGAUCAAAUUUGGACAUUGGAAAAGAUAUUGAUGUAAAAUAAGUCACUUAAAUGAGUUUAAAAAAAUCUUUGCAGACAAAAAAAAACUAUAGAAAAACUAGCAAGCAUUUAUGAAAAAUAAUCCAUCUACAGAGUUGGAUUAUCCGGAAGUCCAGCCAAGCUCCUCGAAUCACCAUUCAGAUCUAGCUUUUCUUACUUAACGCUAGAUUUUACUUCGUGUGCUUCAUUUUUGAGAAUCCAAGUCUAUGUAAGCUAGAUUUGUUUGCGGCAGUUAAUACAGUAAAACACCACCACUAAGAACGUGGAUUUUUCCAAGUGAGUCUCCUUCCAAACAUUUUCUUAUAUAAAUGGUAGUUAGCAAUAGUUUAGACUAUUUAUCGCAGGUUACACUAACAUCUGCUGAACCGAAAGACAUAUUCCUUUCCCAUUGUUCUCAAAUAUCAGUUGGAGAAUUAUCGCAGAGCCAAUCAGCGCAAGUUAGUGGGACAGGAACGCGUGACGAACCCCUAAGAACGUCUGCGGAGGAGGCUAAAUACACUGUAGCUCAAAGUAUUUAGUGGUUCAGUUUAUUCCUGAUAUAAAAUCUGCAAACCAAAUUGGAAGAACUGUAGCUUUGAUCUCAUUGAAUAAAUAAAUAUUGCAGUCGGAGUGAUAAUAUAAGGCAUGCCUUUGUCCCCAAAGAAAAACUGCAAACCGAGCUUGCGUCCCCAGUCCCCACGGGUUUUUGAACUAUCCCCAGAUUUCUCUCACAAGGUGAAAUCACGAUCAUUUCAUUUUUGAAUCCUUCAGCUCUUGGUAUCAUCUAAUUUUCCCUCGUGUUAUUUGAUUAAAACGGCAAGGUCUUGUUACUAAAGGUAAGGCAAUCUUACAUACAUUAUGGGUACGUUAAUUGUGAUAGUGAUGUGCUGAUUCGGUACUGAUCACGAACACACUGAUGACUUGAAAUGAACUAGACCAAAGAAUAGACGCACAUUUAUAAACUGCGUGACCUCGGGCUUUCUUUGAGCAAAUUUUCCAGGUAUAAAAGAGUUCAAAUUAGUAAGAUGGUUUUAUAUUUUAUGCUUUCAAGCAUGUUACGUUAAUUGGUAGGGUAAGCACAGGCGGCCCAGACGUAGUAUGUGUCACUGAAUGAAUAUAUUAAUAUCCACAUGGACAAAUUAACGCGAUGAGUCGUCGAAAAUCCCAUGGACUAAAAUAGUCUAGAAGUCAAAAUAUAACAAAACAAAGCUAAGAUACCCUCAACUGAACGUAUCCUUGUCUUUCCUGGCCGGUUUAAGUGGCAUUUUGUUGAGUUUUGAAAUUGUAGGUACUAUCCACUAACGAAGAAUUAAAAGGCUGGCUACAAAACAAACAGACCAUCUCCACGCGCCUUCACACGAAGCGCUAUAAAUUCGAGAAUAAUCGACGAAUCCGCUCCAAAUAACCAUCGGCUAAUCUGCAGGUAACGUGUGCUCCUGCUUCUGGCUCGCUUGCUCCACAAAACCCAUCACAACUGCACAAUAAUUGCUCGCUCAUCAACAACCACUGUUGACCUUUACGCUUCGAUAUGACCGCAUACGACCAGGUUUAAUACGCGACGUGAAUAUUCAAGCUUAGCGACCGCGUUCGCGCAACAAUGCAGCACUUGCUAUGGGAGGGAUGGUACUAUUGCUUCCAGGUCAAUCAAUCGGGAAAAUAAUAUUGAUGCCCUUGUCAUUUUUUAAAAAGAUCCAAUUUGCCCAAGGAGCACCGAACAGAUACGAAUCUUAUAGCGGAGCUAAAAAAAAUGAGCGGCAGUGGAAAAAGUGAAUAAGAACAUGUACCACAUUUUCUCCAUAAAAAGUGAAAACCAGGAAGUUUUCUGGACGUUUCACGUUGCAGUCAUGCAAAUCAACGGCAAGGAAAUGUACAAGAAAGUGUGCUGCAAUUAGACCUAUUGUUGUUUUUCACAGUUCUGGUCAAGGGCAUCCAACUUUUAAUUUUUCACAUUUCACUCACCGGGUUAGGCUAUUUUUCUUAGAGAGUAAAAUGGAAUCCUAAAAUUUUCGGAUUCAAAAAUGUGAUGAAAGAAGGUAUCUGAAAAAUUAUCUCCUUCGUAAUACGUUAAAUUGCAUCUAAAAUUUUCGGGAAAAUAAUUCUGAAUUCCUCGUAAUUUCGAAAAGACUCAAGUUCCUCUAGAAUGGCCGAACACUGAGAUGCAAAUUUUAUAGCGCCACUUAGAAUGCAUUUCUAUAGAGCUAAAAGUACUUUAUGAAUAGCUACAGAAGUGUUUUCAAUUGAAAGUAUUUGAGGAAACAGUCGUUGGGUGGCCCUGUCUCGUUGCCUUCUCCGCUUAGCAUUACACGAUAUAUUUUAUAUUUAGUAUGAGCAAACUAUAAAUCAUUAGCUUCGCUUUUAGCCCUCCUGACUAAAUUUAUGUAAGCGCUGUUUAGAAUACAUUUUUCGAUCAAAAGUACCCUGGACAGCCUUAAAUGUGUUUUCGAUGCAUUUAGGGGGAAAUCAUCGUUGGGUGCCCCUGAGUUUUGAGAAUAAUAAUAAUAAUAAAAAAAGAUAUCGCGCACAUAAAUUUUACCUUACGAUAUCUUCAGCUGUAUCUUCUAUUCAGCUGCAUAGCGGGGGCCAGAUUUUGCCUUUUUCCUGGGCGGAAAAUUCUCGUCCUCCUUCACCAGUUUGGACAACAUAUUAUGGAGUAAGACGUUGUUAAUCUAAGCAAAUAAGUCUGGUAGAGUCAAGAACCUAUGCAAGCGGCUGGACGAACAAUGUGACAGCAGCUGAGACAGCGAACGUUAGAAGAAUUCGAACAUGAAAACCAGGGCUGCCCUGUUGAAAACUUACGGACGGUCCCGCGAUCGCCUUUUGUUUUCUGGUCAAAACUAACGCAGCGAACCUUCGGUCAGUCGAUUGACCUGGAAGCAAUAGUACCAUCCCUCCCAUAGCAAGUGCUGCAUUGUUGCGCGAACGCGGUCGCUAAGCUUGAAUAUUCACGUCGCGUAUUAAACCUGGUCGUUUGCGGUCAUAUCGAAGCGUAAAGGUCAACAGUGGUUGUUGAUGAGCGAGCAAUUAUUGUGCAGUUGCGAUGGGUUUUGUGGAGCAAGCGAGCCAGAAGCAGGAGCACACGUUACCUGCAGAUUAGCCGAUGGUUAUUUGAAGCAGAUUCGUCGAUUAUUCUGGAAUUUAUAGCGCUUCGUGUGAAGGCGCGUGGAGAUGGUCUGUUUGUUUUGUAGCCAGCCUUUAAUUCUUCUUCAGUGGAUAGUACCUACAAUUUCAAAACCCAACAAAAUGCCACUUAAACCGGCCAGGAAAGACAAGGAUACGUUCAGUUGAAGGUAUCUUAGCUUUGUUUUGUUAUAUUUUGACUUUAAGACUAUUUUAGUCCAUGGGAUUUUCGACGACUCAUCGCAUUAAUUUGUCCAUGUGGAUAUUAAUAUAUUCAUUCAGUGACACAUACUACGACUGGGCCGCCUGUGGGGUAAGAUACAUUUUGAUCGACAUGCCAUCAAAAUAUGAAAUGGAUAUGUAUGUAUAAUUAUGGUUGAGGAAAGUACGGCAAUGUAAGUGGAACGCUGACUAAAAAAGUGGAAGGCGAUCAGAAAGACAACAAAUUUACAGUACCACCCAAAAGUAAGUUACCAGAUGCGUCUCUUUUCCUGCGUGACGAAAAUCGCGUAGCGCGAGAAUUACUGAUACGGCAAUUUUUGGCAUAAAUUGUUGAUGACACAUUCGGCGAGAAACAAACCAAAAUUUUCUUGUAGUGUUACCUGAAAGACUGAGGUAAAUGGGUGUUAGAUUUUUGGUUAAGUUUCUUUCGAGAAGCUAUCCUUUAACUUGUCAACACUGUUUAAGGUGGCCGACUGUUUAAGGUGGUGAUUUGCGUUUUUCAGAAUGAAAGAUUCAACGGAUUUCUAUGAUUUUUGGCAUCCUUAAUAAACAAUAAUGGAACCUUAAGAAACUGUUAUUUAUUUUCUUGUAGGUAUAAGAACCUUUGAGAUAUCGGCAUAUAUUUAAAACCGCAUUUUUACAAAAAAUGUUUAUAACUUCGAAAUCCCAUGACAGAUUUUUCCCUUACUUCAGCAAAUAAGCCUUAGAGCUCUCUAGUUUUACGUCUACAACUUUGAAGGCAAUCGUGACCAUAGAACUCACUGCACAAAAUGCUGGUCAAAUUUAACCUUAAAAACAGAGGAAGACUGCCUACAGACUAUCUCCUAUCUGAAAGGAUAUUCCUACCUAAAGCUUUAUCGCAAGAAACAGAGCCAUCAGAAACUUAAUUACGGCGAAUACAGUUAACACUUUAAGAAGAACAAUUUUAAGCUGAGUGCCUCACAUCACAUUCGCACGGGCAAUUAACUGUUGGGGAUAAUGAGAAGAAUAAGAUGAUUGUCAUAUUUGUCUUCAUCUUUAUUCCCAAGUGGAAAACUUCCUGUGCGAAUGUGAUGGCGAGUUCAAAGAGCUUGAAUAAAUUACCAAAUACAAGGGUUUUCUUUGCAGCUGAAAAAUGGAUGGUUAGAAUUACUGAAGUUCGUGGCCUUAUUUCUCUUCAAAACAGGAACCUGCGAUGCUAAAAACUCUUGACAGUUUUUCGUAGAUGCUAUAUUUUGCUUUGUUAAGAUUUGUUUCCAAAAGAGAGGGACAAAUACAACUUAAGUUUGAUGAAUAGAAGUUCUUUAAUAUAACCACGCACUCAGCAUAAAGUUGUUCUUCUUUUAGUGCUAACUAUGUUCGCCGUAGGUUUCUGAUCACUCCGUUUCUUGCAAUAUAGCUUUAGGUAGGAAUAUCCUUUCAGAUAGGAGAUAUAGUCUGUCGGCACUCCACCUCUAUUCGUGCGUCAACUUUCACAACAAUGUGUUAGCAUAGUAUUUUAAGGUUUAAUUUGACCAGCAUUUUGUGGAGCGAGUUCUACUGUCACGAUUGCCUUCAAACUUGCAAAUGUAAAACUAGAGAGCUCUGAGGCUUAUUUGCUGAAGUUAGGGAAAACUCUGUCGUGGAAGUUAUUUAUCAAAUAUUUACUUUAUCAGUCUAAAAUUCAUUUCAGCUUGAAGAGUUUAACAAAACCUGCAGGGAGUUACAAGUGAAGCUAAAUUUUGUUUCAUCUCAAAGUUUUUAGUAAAAAAAUGUAGUUUUCAAGGUAGUGUAGUGGUUUUAAAGUGACUUUUUUAAAAGCAUGUUUUGCACAAAUACGUAAAUACCAAUUCUUCACAAAGUAAAUUAUGCGCAACAGUCUACAGGAUGCAUAGGUAAAAAUUUGUACGCGUGUUAGUCCUUGCAAAGCUUUACCACUGAUUCUUGGAAUUGCUCAAGAAUUUUGGCCAUGAUACUUACAGUUUUUACGCCAUGGUGCGCUAUGUGAAUCGCAUAGCAGAAUACAGGAACAGUAGUGGAUCCAGACUUUGAGAUAAGAGGGGGACCUGGUCUCCAAAAAAUUUUUUUCGGGCCCUUUGGGCCUCAGUUUUGUCUAAAAAUAAGGGUAGGGGGUCCAGGCCACCUGGGCCACUACCCUGGAUCCACCACUGAGGAAUCACAUAGCAUAUGAAGAGAGUCAUGUAGCCCGCGACACAAUUUGCAUCUCGCGAGAGGCUUGUGACUUUCUUUUGAGCUGUACUGUAACCCGUAUAUUUGACAAAACAGUGUAGAUGAUAUAGGCAAGAUGACAAAACUGUCAGAAAAUGUUGAUCAAAAUAGAGUGGCAAGAUUAAAACAGUCUACCAGUUAAAGCAUUUUGCAAAACUCUCACUUCCCUGAAAUUAGAUAGUAAGGAUCUCCAUUGUUAAAAGAGCUAUAAGCUAACAUGUAAUCUUUGAUAUAAUUUAACUAUGAAACUUUGUUUGAUCUAUCAAAAUCAUGUUGACUUAAAUUGUCAAACAACUCUACGUGCUUUACAAAACUGCAUUGCUGAUUCCGUACAUGCGAGUCAAAAUAAGUGAAUGCAUAUAUGCCCACGCUAAAACUUUUGUGAUGAACAGUCAGUUUAUCAGUUUUGGGUGAGUUUGAUUAUGUUCAAUAAUAUUACUGAACCUAAUCAAAUUGCGUUUAUUGACUCCAUUAAUCAUUUUAAUUAAGAUGAUAUUUGUCAAUUGUCAGUUAAGCCAUGAUGUUAGUGGGUACAAAGACUUAAUGGGACAAGAGUAUUUCAUUCUAUCUUUGAUCGCAGUAAUAAAGUCUUUUUAGUAUUCAACUGUACAUGUAUUGUUAGGGCCUGUUUACGUGUGGGUGGGGGACCUCAGGUAGGUGAAGUAACCUGUGUAGGUGGGGUAAUAAAAUAACACUCCUUUAUAUGCAAUCUUACAACCCCGCCAUCCUGGGGUGCACUUUCUCAAGAUUAUCGAAUGGUCAAGAAUAAUGCUGGCAAACCACGUGUUUUGGCGAUUAAUGCUCUUCUACACUCACUUGCUGCUCUUGCUGCAGCUUUCAUUGCUGUGGCUUUUUAUUGGUACCUUUCUUAAUGAUGCAAAUUCACUGCCAAAGUGAAUUUUGCGUGAAUUCGACGUGUCAUGAAUCCGACCCCAACUAGGCGGGUUAACCCACCUUGAAACAUUUACAUGGCAAAAUUUGACCCCAGCUGAGAGGGUUACCCUGGCAGACUGGGAUACCCGCCUUGGUGGGUCACCCCACCUAUCAUGUAAACAUGAUCAAAUUAAAAUGAACGAUUAUGUGGAUAUGGACAGGUGGAUUACCCCACCUUAAUGGGUUUCCUCACCAACCUGGGGUCCCCCACUUCGAUGUAAACAGGCCCUUAGUCAAUAAUUUUAGUUGGUUUUUCAGUCAUUUUAUCGUUGUCGGUUUUGUUCGAGUUGAUCAAUAAGUUCACUUUUCCAAAGUGACAAUAAGUAGUCUAUAAAAUAAUCUGUAUUGCAUGUUGAUUGUUCAUUUGUAAAUGAUGUUAAGCAAUGUGGUUGUUGGAAUCACCAUUUCCUGCUACUGGUCUCACAAAUGCAAGUGGCCUGGCAGUUGCUGCUCUCUCUCUCUGUCCUCCAGUCUGUGAAAAAAAAUUGUCCCUGACAUAUCCAUGCAGUUACCAUAAAGAGAUAAUCAGUUUGUGUACUAUGUAUCUGUUGUAUGGUUAUAAGUAGUUAGUGUACAAUAGUUUCAGAGGUGCCUCAGAUGUGAAGUGCAGUAAUUGUCAUAAUGAUCCUGCUAGUAUAGGGUGUCCUACUAAAUACGGUUUUCACUGUUUAUUAUGAUGGGAGCCUGCGUAAUACACACCCCCUAAUUAUACAGAAACCUAUGUACCUUUCUUUGGAGUCCUUAUUAACCAGGUUCCUUUCUUGUUGCUGGAAUAGCAGAAAUUUAACUACAGCUGGGCCCCUUUCCACAGCCCACAGGCAGAUCCUUCCUUAUAGUUUUCAAGCUAAGGCCUGCCAUUUGACCACAUAAGGGCUGCCAUCCGCUACUCUAUCCAGCAUUCCCACUCCAGGUCUUCUAGGUGGUCUCUCUUCCCAUGCCUUAGGGUAUGACCAAGCCAGACUCUCUGUCCUCUGUAGAGGUGCCCAAAUACCAUAAGUAGAGUAAGUUAUCAUGCUACCCUCUCCAGCCCCCCCUUUUUUUAAAUUAAAAAGUGACUGUCUGUAUUUAUUGAUCAUGACUAUUAUACUUUAUGUGGAGUCACUCAGUAUCGUUUGUUUUGCUGGAAGUUCAGAUUUUUUUUUGAUCUUCAGUUGCCCAACAUACUCUACUUAACUGUACAUUUCAAUUUGUUAUAAAAAAAUUAAUUCCAUCUCCUGGUUGGUUGGUUGUUUCCUGGUACAAACAGGAAGUCAGAACUGCGACACUAGUCCUGUUCUUCCUCCUGCUAAGUGUGUGUUAUUGUACAAAACACAGGGGACUCUCUGAUCUGAAUAUAAAGUCAACGUUACAUUAACUGACUCCUGUUUUUAGGUGUGCAGUCAGAUGGUGCAUGGUCAGAAACCACCUUUUUCUUCAGCGGUUGUUCUUUACAAUAAUAAUUAUUUCUAAUUUAUUUUUUCAAAUAUCCCUCUCAACUUUUAAACUAUUUGUUACAGACCUUGCUUUCACUAGCUGGCCACAAAGUUUGUUCAAUGCAUUGCCCAAAAAAAUACAAAGAAUGUUACAUUUACCUAAUAAUGUUUGUCCUUCCUGUUAAAAGGUACCCUAACCAUAACACAUUAAAAGAGGAACAAGCCCAAUGUCCUUUGAGUGCCAGCAGUGUGGUAAGUGUUUUAGCCAAGCAAGACAGCUAAGGACUCAUGAAAGAGUCCACAAUGGGGAAAAGCCUUUUGAAUGUAAACAGUGUGGCAAACGUUUUAGUCAAGCAGGAAACCUAAGGAGUCAUGAAAGAGUUCACACUGGGGAAAAGCCUUUUGAAUGUAAACAGUGUGGCAAGUGUUUUAGUGUAGCAGGACACUUAAGUCGUCAUAAGAGAGUUCAUACUGGGGAAAAGCCUUUUGAAUGUAAGCAGUGUGGCAAAUGUUUUAGCCAAACAGUUCACUUAAAGAUUCAUUAUCGAGUUCACAGUGGUGAGAAACCUUAUGAAUGUAAACAGUGUGACAAGUGCUUUAGCACAGCAGGAGAACUAAGGCGUCAUGAAAGAGUUCACACUGGGGAAAAGCCUUUUGAAUGUAAAGAGUGUGGCAAGUGCUUUAGCCUAGCAGGACACUUAAGUCGUCACAAGAGAGUUCACACUGGGGAAAAACCUUUUGAAUGUAAACAGUGUGGCAAGAGAUUUAGCACAGGUGGAGACCUAAGUAGUCAUAAUCGAGUUCACAGUGGUGAGAAACCUUUUGAAUGUAAACAGUGUGGCAAGUGCUUUAGCACAGCAGGAAAACUAAGGAGUCAUGAAAGACUUCACACUGGGGAAAAGCCUUUUGAAUGUAAACAGUGUGGCAAGCGUUUUAGUCAAGCAGGAAACCUAAGGAGUCAUAAUCGAGUUCACAGUGGUGAGAAACCUUUUGAAUGUAAACAGUGUGGCAAGUGCUUUAGCACAGCAGGAAAACUAAGGAGUCAUGAAAGACUUCACACUGGGGAAAAGCCUUUUGAAUGUAAACAGUGUGGCAAGUGUUUUAGUCAAGCAGGAAACCUAAGGAGUCAUGAAAGAGUUCACACUGGGGAAAAGCCUUUCGAAUGUAAAGAGUGUGGCAAGUGCUUCAGUGUAGCAGGACACUUAACUCGUCAUAAGAGAGUUCAUACUGGGGAAAAGCCUUUUGAAUGUAAACAGUGCGGCAAAUGUUUUAGCCAAACAGUCCACUUAAGGAUUCAUAAACGAGUUCACACUGGUGAGAAACCUUACUUGUGUAAAAUUUACCUUUGCAAAUAA